AAAUUAUUUCCCAGAGCCCGGAUUAGUGAAGCAGCGAGUGCUGCAGCGGUAGUCGUCGCCUCUGCCGCCUUCGCCACCCGAGGAAAGCAGCCCAGACACUCCGGCCGGGAAGAUGGAAGAUGGUACCCCAAAGCAUAUCAUCCAAAUGACAGGAUUUAAGAUGGAAGAAAAAGAAGCUCUAGGCAAAUUGCUUUUAAAACUAGAUUGCACGUUUAUUAAGAGUGAGAAAUACAAAAAUUGUACACAUCUUAUAGCUGAGCGCCUGUGUAAGAGUGAGAAAUUUUUAGCAGCUUGUGCAGCAGGAAAGUGGGUAUUAACUAAGGACUACAUAAUUCAUAGUGCCAAAAGUGGCAGAUGGCUUGAUGAAACAACUUAUGAAUGGGGAUAUAAAAUUGAAAAAGACUCCCAUUAUUCACCUCAAAUGCAAUCUGCGCCCAAAAGAUGGCGUGAAGAACUGAAACGCACUGGUGCCCCAGGAGCCUUCCAUAGAUGGAAAGUUGUCCUCCUCGUCAGAGCUGAUAAACGAAGUGAUUCUCUUGUAAGAGUUUUGGAGGCUGGAAAGGCAAAUGUUAUUUUACCAAAAAGUUCACCAAGUGGAAUAACUCAUGUGAUUGCCAGUAAUGCAAGAAUCAAGGCUGAGAAAGAAAAAGAUAACUUUAAGGCUCCAUUUUAUCCAAUUCAAUAUCUAGGGGACUUUCUUUUAGAGAAAGAAAUUCAGAAUGGUGAAGAUUCCCAAACCAAUUCUGUUUGGACCAAACAUAAUCAAGAAAAAAACAAAGAUUUCGGGAAAGAUACGGGAUUUCUUGAAAUGAAAGGUGCCUCAAGAGAGACCACAUGUAAAACAAAGAAAGAAAUGCAAAAUUGUGGUGAAGAUGUUAAUAUUAGUUCUGUUUUGACUGAACAUCACAAAAAAGAAAAAUUUGAAGGCUCCAGAAAAGAUUUGAAAUUCGUUAAAAUGAGAAAUACCUUAGGAAGACGUAUAUAUGGAAAUCAGAAGGAAAUUAAGAAAAAAGAUGAAGAUGUUCAAAGGAGGUAUACUUUGAGGAAAAAACACAAAAAAGAAAAAGAAAGCAAUUACAAGAAAAACGUCGAACAUGACAAAAUUAAAAGUACCUUAAGAAAGCAUAUAUAUUAUAAAGAUCAGAAAGAAGUGAAGAACUCUGUUUUUGCUGAUUAUACCAAAGAAUCAAAAACCAAGGAUAUCAGGACAGAUGUGGAUAUUAUUGAAAUAAAAGAUGCCUUAAGGAAGCACAUAUAUAGAGCUCAGGCUGUCAGAUAUAACUGCAUUAGAAUAGAUAAACAACCAGUAUACAAUGUAGAGGUUAAAAAUGCUGAAUUUCCCAGAGGUGUAUUAAAUUUAAUUGAAAGCCUCAUAGAAGGACAGUUUUUUAAAGAAGCAAUUGAGGAACUUUCCUCUUUGCAAGCACAAUAUAUCCCUCCUGUAUGCCUUCUUCAUGCUCUUCUAGAGAAUGUUCUACAGGAUAACAUAGAUACGUUUUCUGGUCGAUAUUUUCAUAUAUUGUCAGCUCUUCUUCACCUGCAUCCUCCUUGGAAGUCCCCAGCCAUGUCACAAUAUUACUUAGAGUUGUUUCAGUGUCCAACUUGUACGAAAGGAGCAUGGUCUUUAGUAGAAGUGCUUAUCAGGUCUUGCCUUUUCAAUGAAAAUUUUUGUCAUCAAAUUUCAGAAAAUAUUAUUGGCUCUAAGGUGCUCCACCUGACACUGCUCAAGUUUUUCUUUAAUUUAAUUGAAAGUGAAGUACAGCAUCUGAGUCAAAAGUUGUAUGACUGGUCAGAUUCUAAGAGUCUAAAAAUAACAGGAAAGGCAAUUCUCCUUGAAAUCUUUUGGUCAGGAAGUGAAACCUCUGGGCUUUUGACCAAACCAGUAAAUAUGCUUUUGGAAUGGACUAUAUAUUCUCACAGGGAAAAAUGCAAGUCUAAUGAUGUCUUCAAACAUGAACUGGCUUACUUACUGACUGGAAUUCUUGGAGCGGCAAUAGAUUAUUGGAUUUUCCUUGGACUUAAGAUGGGUAGAAAUGUGAUGCGACACAUGUCUGAUGACUUAGGAAGUUAUAUUUCUCUUUCAUGUGAUGACUUUUCUUCACAGGAAUUAGAGAUUUUCAUUUGCUCCUUUUCCUCCUCCUGGCUUCAAAUGUUUGUUGCAGAGGCAGUCUUUAAAAAGUUGUGUUUACAGAGCUCCAGCGGUGUUUCAUCUGAACCACUUUCCCUUCAGAAGAUGGUAUAUUCCUAUUUGCCAGCUUUGGGGAAAACUGGUGUUCUUGGGGCUGGAAAGAUGCAGAUACCAAAGAAAAUAGGACAGCGGCCUUGUUUUGAAUCUCAGAGAGCUUUACUAAUGCUGAAUGGUGCUAAACAGAAACAAGUCGAAGGGCUGCCAGAGUUAACAGACCUGAACCUUACUAAAUGUUCCUCAUCUUUAAAAAAAUUGAAAAAGAAGUCAGAAGGAGAAUUGUCAUGUUCCAAGGAGAAUUGCCCCUCUUUAGUUACAAAGAUGAAUUUUCACAAGACAAAUCUAAAAGGAGAAACAGCCCUGCAUAGAGCUUGCAUAAAUAACCAAGUGGAGAAAUUGAUUCUUCUUCUCUCUUUGCCAGGAAUAGACAUCAAUGUUAAAGACAAUGCUGGCUGGACGCCUUUGCAUGAAGCCUGUAACUAUGGCAACACAGUGUGUGUCCAGGAAAUUUUGCAACGUUGUCCAGAGGUAGAUCUGCUCACUCAAGUGGACGGGGUGACUCCUUUGCAUGAUGCACUGUCAAACGGACAUGUAGAAAUUGGCAAGCUGCUACUACAGCAUGGGGGCCCAGUGCUUUUACAACAGAGGACCUCUAAAGGGGAAUUGCCCUUGGAUUAUGUGGUGUCACCUCAAAUCAAGGAAGAACUAUUUGCUAUUACAAAAAUAGAAGAUACAGUGGAAAACUUUCAUACACAAGCAGAGAAACAUUUUCAUCACCAGCAACUUGAAUUUCGUUCAUUUUUACUUAGUAGGAUGCUGCUAAAUUUUUGUUCAAUUUUUGAUUUAUCUUCAGAGUUCAUUUUAGCUUUCAAAGGGAUAACUCAUCUAAAUGAACUGCUUAUGGCUUGUAAAAGUUAUAAAGAAACCACUAGUGCUCAUACUGACUGGUUAUUGGAUCUUUAUGCUAGAAAUAUAAAGACAUUGCAGAAGCUCCCAAAUGUUCUUAAGGAACUGCCUGAGAAUUUGAAAGUAUGUCCUGGAGUACACACUGAGGCCUUAUUGGUAACACUGGAAAUGUUGUGUCGAUCAGUCACAGAGUUUUCAUGAUGGUGCUAAAAAGUAUGGAUCAACUUACUAAACCUGUUCAACUUGUAUUGUCACUUAUUAUGGACUUCAUAGUUUAUUGACAAAUUUUAAUUUAUUUAUUGACAGACUUGGCAGCCUUGCUGAAUUUUAAAAGCACUUUUAAAAGAACUGCAAAACUGUAGUAUCAACCUCUGACUUUUUCCAGUGUGUAAAAUUUGACUCGAGUAAAAAUAGUUUUGUUUAGUAUAUACUAGCUUCAUUGAUCUUUUUUUGUUCUGAAAGUGAUAUUAUUUAUCCAUCGUACAUGUAAAAAAUUAAUUUAAAUAUUUUUUCAAAUCAAAGUGUAAUCCCUUUAUUUUUUGGUGUUCUAGGUCUUAGAAUCAU
Propithecus coquereli (Coquerel's sifaka) is the source of this 3655-nucleotide messenger RNA. RefSeq names its product ankyrin repeat domain 32 (gene SLF1). Bases 113 to 3292 code for a protein of 1059 amino acids. Gene Ontology annotation, biological process: positive regulation of double-strand break repair. The transcript is spliced from 21 exons. NCBI's taxonomy places the organism in Eukaryota, Metazoa, Chordata, Mammalia, Primates, Indriidae. Gene Ontology annotation, molecular function: protein binding. The record is from RefSeq and is a predicted model, not a curated record.